AUGUCCAACGCUGCCAUUACUUCCCGUGCCCCAGUGCCGACGGAGGAGACCAAGUACCACCGCAAGGUACGACCCAACACCAACAGCGUUGAGAAAUUGGCGGAGCUGCGUCGCGCAGGUGUGAACAUUGUUCGCAUGAACUUUUCCCAUGGCGAGUACGAAUACCAUCAGAGCGUUAUCGACAACACCCGCAAGAUGGUAUCGCUCGACCCUGAGGGUCGCCCCGUCGCCAUCGCCCUUGAUACUAAAGGGCCUGAGAUCCGUACUGGUGUGAUGCGGAACAAGACGGACAUCCCUAUCAAGGCUGGCCACGAGUUUGUCCUCUCCACAGAUGCCCAGCACAAGGACAUUUGUGAUGACAAAGUCAUGUAUCUCGACUACAAAAACUUGGCGAAGGUCACUGCGCCUGGAAAGCUCAUCUACGUUGAUGACGGCAUUCUCUCCCUGCUCGUCCUCGCCAUUGAGGGGGACAGUGUGCGCGUCCGCGCGAUCAACAACGGUACCCUCAGCUCCCGCAAGGGCGUCAACUUGCCCAAGACCGACGUCGAUCUCCCCGCUCUCUCCGAGAAGGACAAGGCCGACUUGCAAUUCGGUGUGAAGAACGGCGUCGACAUGGUUUUCGCGUCCUUCAUUCGUCGCGCGGAGGACGUGCGCGACAUCCGCCGGGUCCUCGGUCCGGAUGGUGCCGCCAUCAAAAUCAUUGUCAAGAUCGAAAACGAGCAGGGUGUGGCCAACUUCGACGAGAUUCUCAAGGAGACCGACGGUGUUAUGGUCGCGCGUGGUGAUCUUGGCAUUGAGAUCCCGGCCAGCCAGGUUUUCCUUGCGCAGAAAAUGAUGAUUGCGAAGUGCAACAAGGCCGGCAAGCCCGUUAUUGUCGCCACUCAAAUGCUUGAGUCGAUGACGUACAACCCGCGCCCAACUCGCGCGGAAGUUAGCGAUGUUGCCAACGCCGUUAUGGACGGCGCUGAUUGCGUCAUGCUGUCUGGAGAGACUGCCAAGGGUUCAUACCCUAUUCAGUCCGUUCUCAUGAUGGCGGAGACAUGUCUGCUCGCCGAGGGUGCCAUCUGCUACCCCGCGCUGUACGACGAGCUCCGUGAUAUCACUCCCCGCCCCACGGAGACCGUUGAGACCGUAGCCAUCGCUGCGGUGGCUGCUGCGUCCGAACAGAAUGCAGGCGCCAUCAUCGUGCUUUCCACGUCUGGGAACACUGCCCGUCUUAUCUCGAAGUACAGGCCUAACGUGCCCAUCAUCACGGUCCUCACUCGUAACCAGCAGACCGCCCGCGGGAUUCAUCUGCACAGAGGUUGCUACCCCUUCUGGUACCCGGAACCUCGAGGCAUCGAGGCGCACCAGUGGCAAACCGACGUCGACAACCGUAUUCGGUUCGGUCUCAGAAACGCGCUCAAGCUCAACAUCAUCAAGACGGGCUCGACGGUCAUCGCCGUCCAGGGCUGGAAGGGUGGCCUUGGGCACACGAACACGCUUCGCAUCCUGUCGGUCCCGACAGACCCUGCCGACCUUGCUCAGCAGCCCCUUGGCGCGUGA
Epithele typhae is the source of this 1545-nucleotide messenger RNA. RefSeq names its product pyruvate kinase. NCBI's taxonomy places the organism in Eukaryota, Fungi, Basidiomycota, Agaricomycetes, Polyporales, Epitheliaceae. The coding region runs from base 1 to 1545 and encodes 514 amino acids. The record is from RefSeq and is a predicted model, not a curated record. Gene Ontology annotation, cellular component: cytoplasm. Gene Ontology annotation, molecular function: potassium ion binding; pyruvate kinase activity; magnesium ion binding. Gene Ontology annotation, biological process: glycolytic process. The transcript is spliced from 11 exons.